AUGUUGACCCUCAAUAUUUCUAAAUCCAUCUCUAUAGUAACCAUUUUAUUAGUUCUACAUGCUUUCUAUUACACAACAAAGGCUCAAAACUGUGGUUGUUCAUCAGACCUAUGUUGUAGUCGGUUUGGGUUUUGCGGUAACACUUCAGACUAUUGUGGUGUAGGUUGUCAACAAGGGCCUUGUUUUGCUCCUCCUCCAGCCAAUGAUGUAUCAGUGGCUGAGAUUGCUACUCAAGAUUUCUUUAAUGGAAUCAUCAGUCAAGCCGCGUCUAGUUGCGCGGGGAUUAGAUUUUACAGCCGAGGAGCUUUUCUUGAGGCCUUAGAGUCCUAUUCUCGUUUCGGUAGGAUUGGAUCCGUGGAUGAUUCUAGGCGUGAGAUCGCAUCGUUCUUUGCCCAUGUCACACAUGAAACUGGACAUUUCUGCUACAUAGAAGAGAUAGACGGAGCCUCGAAAGAUUACUGCGACGAAAAUGCAACGCAAUACCCAUGUAAUCCUAACAAAGGUUAUUUCGGCCGUGGACCAAUCCAACUCUCUUGGAAUUUCAACUACGGGCCAGCAGGGACCGCAAUUGGUUUCGACGGCCUCAAUGCGCCAGAAACAGUAGCCACGGAUCCAGUCAUUUCCUUCAAGACCGCCUUGUGGUUCUGGACCAAUAAUGUUCAGCCUGUUCUCUCUCAAGGUUUUGGUGCAACAAUCCGCGCCAUUAACGGCGCUUUGGAAUGCGACGGGGCCAACACAGCCACGGUACAAGCUAGGGUUCGCUACUAUACCGAUUACUGUCGUCUAUUUGGUGUUGAUCCCGGAAACAACCUCACUUGCUAA
Arabis nemorensis is the source of this 822-nucleotide messenger RNA. Lineage: Eukaryota; Viridiplantae; Streptophyta; Magnoliopsida; Brassicales; Brassicaceae. The record is from the annotation of a GenBank genome assembly.